This is a messenger RNA of Polypterus senegalus (gray bichir), 6164 nucleotides long. RefSeq names its product inversin (gene invs). Gene Ontology annotation, molecular function: protein binding. Gene Ontology annotation, biological process: protein localization to ciliary inversin compartment. Lineage: Eukaryota; Metazoa; Chordata; Cladistia; Polypteriformes; Polypteridae. The record is from RefSeq and is a predicted model, not a curated record. Bases 250 to 3795 code for a protein of 1181 amino acids. Gene Ontology annotation, cellular component: ciliary inversin compartment. The transcript is spliced from 18 exons.
UCUGUAUAGUAUAAACUGUAGCUCCCAUAGUUCUUUAGGACCGAAGUUUUUGUACCGGAAGGUUCGCCCAUAAUGGACUGAAUCCGAGAUAUAUUUUCACAGUUUGUGGAAUUAAAACACGUACUCAAAAAACUAACUAUGUAUAAUUCACAGGAUAUUUCGCCGAGUUAAAGCUGUUUGGCUGAAGAAUGGACCUUGGACUGAACACCAUUAAGCAGUAAGGAGUUGGACUUUCAAAGCACAAAAUGGAUGGCCACUGUGAUGCCUGCUCCUGAGAGGUGCAUGUCAGCUUCUGAAGUAUCCCCGUCUAGCAGCUCCAAUCUGGCUUCUCCUGUCCAUGCAGCUGCCAUCAAUGGAGAUAAAGCAUCUCUCCACAAACUUAUUGCUGGUAAUCCAGCACUACGGGAUGCUAUGGACCAUUUUGGCCGGACGCCACUCAUGUAUUGUGUGCUUGCAGAUAGGCUGGACUGUGCCGAGACUCUCCUGAAGGCUGGAGCUGACGUUAACAAGGCCGACCAUAGCUGCAGGACCGCUUUGCACCUUGCAGCGCAGAAAGGAAAUUACCGGUUUAUGAAGUUGCUGUUGGUACGGAGAGCAAACUGGAUGCAGAAGGACCUCGAGGAGAUGACUCCUCUGCACCUUGCUACAAAGCACAAGAGUCCCAAAUGCUUAUCCCUGUUGCUGAAGUGCAUGGCCCCUGGAGAGGUGGACACUCAGGACAAAAACAAACAAACUGCCCUCCACUGGAGCGCCUACUUCAACAACCCUGAACAUGUCAAGUUGCUCAUCAAGCAUGACUCUAACAUUGGAAUUCCUGACAUCGAGGGCAAGAUACCGCUGCAUUGGGCAGCUAACAAUAAGGACCCUAGAGCAACACAUACCGUCAAAUGUAUUCUGGAAGCAGCUCCCACGGAGUCUUUGCUCAACUGGCAGGAUUAUGAGGGUCGGACUCCUCUUCACUUUGCUGUGGCGGAUGGUAAUGAGGCUGUGGUGGAUGUCUUGACCUCCUAUGAGGGCUGCAAUGUAACAUCUUAUGACAACCUCUUUCGGACUCCACUGCACUGGGCAGCUCUUCUGGGUCACGCCAAAAUUGUACACCUUUUGUUGGAGAGGAACAGGCCAGGCACAAUUCCUUCUGAUAGUCAGGGAGCCACUCCUCUGCAUUACGCUGCACAGAGUAACUUUUCGGAAACAGUAAAGGUGUUCCUGGAGCACCCAACUGUCAAAGAUGACCCCGACUUAGAGGGCAGAACAGCCUUCAUGUGGGCAGCUGGGAAGGGAAGCGAUGAUGUCAUCCGUGUCAUGCUCAGCUUAAAGCCAGAUUUGGACAUCAACAUGGCCGACAAGUAUGGCGGAACUGCGCUGCAUGCAGCAGCUCUGUCAGGUCACGUCAGCACAGUCCAGCUGCUCCGGGAAAAUGGCGCUCAGGUCGACGCGACGGAUGUGAUGAAACACACACCACUGUUCCGUGCAUGUGAGAUGGGCCACAAGGAGGUUAUCCAGACUUUGAUCAAAGGUGAGGCACGUGUGGACCUAGUUGACCAAGAUGGUCACUCUCCUCUACACUGGGCAGCCUUGGGAGGCAAUGCUGAUGUCUGCCAGAUAUUAAUUGAGAAUGGUAUUAACCCCAAUGUGCAGGACCUAGCAGGAAGGACACCUCUGCAGUGUGCUGCUUAUGGAGGCUACAUAAACUGUAUGGCAGUGCUUAUGGAAAAUAAAGCCGAUCCCAAUAUCCAGGACAAAGAGGGGAAGACGGCAUUGCACUGGUCUUGUAACAACGGCUAUCUCGAUGCUGUCAAGCUCCUCCUGGGAUACAAUGCUUUCCCCAAUCAGAUGGAAAGCAAUGAAGAAAGGUACACCCCUCUGGACUACGCUCUCCUCGGGGAGCACCAUGAGGUGAUCCAGUUCAUGCUGGAGCAUGGAGCUCUCUCUAUUGCCGCCAUACAGGACAUUGCUGCUUUCAAGAUCCAAGCCAUAUACAAGGGCUAUAAGGUGCGCAAAGCCUUCCAGGAACGCAAGAAGCUCCUGAUGAAACAUGAGCAACUGCGCAAGGAUGCUGCAAAGAAAAAAGAAGAAAGCAAGAGAAAAGAGGCCGAUCAGCAGUGUGCAAAAGUGAGGUCACAGACCCCAUUGUCUUCAGGAAACCAUCUGUCCCAAAGCCUUUCUCAAACAGGUGGUGAUAGGGGCUGCAAAAGCGCAACUCUAAUCAACAGCGAUAAACCUCUGAAAGCUCGGCCUCCAUCAAACAGUGAGAGACGCUCAAAAUCCCAGUGCCAACCCAAUAGCAAGAGAGUUUGUGAGACUCUGUCUCCGGUGCACAACGAGGGCAGUCCACGAUUCCCGCCUAGACCCAACAGUGAGAGGCGCAUAGAAACUCUGUGCCAACCAGGCAAUGAACAGCAUUCAAAGUCUACAGCUGGAGUGAAUGAAAGGCCUCAGAAAACCCACUCCUCGUCCAUCGGUAACCUCCCACCAAAAUUGCCCUCACUGUCCCAGAGUGACAGACCUAGCAAAACACCAGGUCUUCCCAAGAAUGAGCAGAAGCUGAAAGCCACAUCACCACUAGAUGAUGAAAGCCAAGUGAAGGAGUCAUUGUUGCCUGAGGACAGGUUGAGUAUGGCAGUGAAAAGUGGGCAUGUGAGGGACAGCAACGGCAUGCUGCAUGGCUGCAGUAAGACAUCAGAGGUCAAGAAACCAUCCUUGAGCAGGCUUGAGAGAAGCCAUCCAGCUCCUGUACAGAACAAAGAGUCCAAAAGAGGCAAACACAAGAGUCCAGAAUAUCAAGCGGUUCACAGUGACAUCAUUUGCCCCACAUCUUCCUGUUCAGCUUCAUCACGUUCCCAAAAAGUCACCAGUCAUCCCUCACUACUGCCUGAAAGAACAGCACACCAUGAGAACAUUGAUAGAAAAGGGAGAGAAACAUCUGGUCCCCCAGGAUACUACAGAAGCCCAAGGUCAUCGAGUGAACCAGGGUCACUUAGGGAGGGUGUUAAAGGCUUGAAUAUGGGGCGCCAUUCACCUGCGGGCUCCAGCAGACCAGGGAGUGCCAAAGUACCUGCCAACAUGUACUGCCGUGCCAAUGAGCCAUCAGCCUCCCGAUCCCCAGUUCCAAGGAGUCAAACCCCAGUAUUGUGUUCUGCACGUCAUGCGAACACAGUGGAAUCAGAAGACCACUCCUUACCCAGAGACCACAGUGCUGCUGCCCUAUUGCCUUGGCAGAACUCAAGCAUUGAACUGGUUCCUCUGGAAGUCAGGUUGCAAGUUGUUGAAAAAGAGCGGGCCCGGAAGGGGCUGUUCAGGAAGAAGAAUCAAGCAGCUGCCACCAUCCAAAGGUCAUGGAGAAGGUACUGCCUGCGUAAGCAGCUAAAUGACGUAAUUGCCAGGAGAUGCACAAGUGGGCCAGAGAUGGCACAGUGGAACAGGGACAUGAGGGCCUUUAUCAUUAAGCUACUCUGGAACCGGCAACCAGAUGUUCGUGUGCUGCUGUCCCCAUCCUCCUCCUCCUCCAUUCAUGUGAAGCUGCCCAACAGGGCACUCUCUGCUAAAACUACACGGCCUGGCAACUACUCCGCUCUCCAGACUAUUUAUGGUAGCUCUCAGGGCCGAAAAAACAAAAUAACCACAAAUGGCAGUCUGAGUUCAGGAAGCCACUCUCAGCUUCUGCUGGACUUGUCAUCCUUGAGCUCUGUACCACCUUUGCAAUUGUUGGAAAACCUUGGCAGAUCAAAACAGUUCUCUUAUCAUAUGAGGCCCCGGACAUGCGAUAGAAGCAGAAAAACAAAUCCUAAAGAGUGAAUGAAAAUUCAGAAAAAAACAGCGUGAUCUCAUCACAUUUCAUCAGUGUGAGUGCACUCCAGUGUUAGCCAUGAAUGGUGCUUCUUUCACCUGCUCCAUAUGAUGCCAAAUAUGUUGCAGUUACUCAGAACUCUGCCUGUCCUGGAUUUUUUUUUCUUUGAGAGGGCAGACAUUUCCAGAGCAGGAAAAGAGGCAGAAACAUUUCAUUGGCCCUGUUGUAUAGGGUGACUAAAAGAAGAAGCAUUACAAAACACUACAGGACUGUUUUAAACAGGUACAAGUAUGCAUCUUCUCCGCAUGUGCCGUACUUUCUUCCCAAAUCCAGUAUCAAGUGGCCUCUGGUUGGCCUAUCCUAUUGCUAUGCAAAUUUGAUGGGGUCAAGAGACCAAAACUGGGUGGUACACCCACUGGUUUCAGAAAAGAAUGAUACCAAAGCUGCCUUCUUGAGCUUUAAUUAUAAGUAUUCUGCAGUUCUUGUCAAAUUUUUAUAUAACAAAAACAUUUAAUAAUAGCUUUUAUUUUUGUGCUGUUACAGUAACUAGCUUUUUUUGGAUAACUACAUUAGUGUAGCCAUGAAAGCCAGGAUUUUACCUCAUGCAUAAAUGCAUUUUAAAGUAUAUGCUAAAAAAAAAAAUGAAAGAACCAAAUAGAGGCUGGAUUGCUGAUUUUGUUUUUUUUUAUGUAGCCCAUGUAACUGGCCUGAUACAGCACUCUUUAAACUCUUUGCUGUUUAACAGAUUGGGUCAGUUGCUGUGUACCCAAGAUAUUAUUACCGUGCUAGCAGUAGACCAAGACUGGACUACAUAGAUGAUCCUAUGGUCUAAGUGCUGUCUCGGUGGACAGCAGAACAAGAUCAGUACCAAGCUUAACUAAUUCACUGCUAGACUUGUUUUGGCUUUGCAUUUUUCCUCAGUUGAUCAGUUGUCAGUUGACUGCCCUUUAAUGCAAGUGCGCCAACAAUGUGCCAUCAUGCAUUCCUCUCGAUUUAAAUGGAACAGAGCAAAGGGAAAAAUUGCAUCCUCAUGUAAACUUAAUAAAAAAAAAAUAAUUGAAAUUGUUAAGCUAAGUUAGAUUGAAAUGAGUGCUGCUGUCAUUAUUGUAAACGUUAUUUACUUUGAAAAGGCUCUGAGAUUCCUAUAUGAAAAGUAAUGAUGACAAAAGGAUUAGUAGAAUCAUAUCUGAAACAUAAUUCUCUCCCUCUAACAAAUUUGCCAAUUAUUUACAUUAUAGAGAACAGUUUAUAUUUAUCAUUCAUUAUGUGCAACAAAACAUAGUCUUAGUCUUGAUCUGGUGCUAGUCUGCAGCUCUGGGGCACAUUCCAACAGCACUAAGCUCGAAAGUUAGUACGUCUUUACGGUACCAAGACUAAGACCAGGUCAGUACAGGACCAUCGCAAGCAGAUAGCACAAUGCAGCUAACCCUUCAAAUUCACUUUAUUUGUUCAUUCCAUCAAGAGCACACCUUCAGCGUGGCUGGUCAACAUACUGAAGAUAAACCAGACUGGGACUGUUGGUAAGCGGUGCGCUAGCGUGUACAUUCGAUGUCACGCAGCGUUCUUACCCAGACACCCUCUCCUGUUACUCCUUAUCUCGGCAUUAUCGUAAACUGUUUAUGCUGUGGAAAGAGGAGCUCACAAACUAGGUCUUGGAGAACCUCUGUGUGGUACCAGCCUCUUUAAGUAAUUAAAUGUGAGGAGUGUUGUUUACAGAUUUCCUCACUAGAACAUACGUACAUACAAAUUGGAUGCAGCAUUGUAUUAUUGCUUGCCUUAAACUCAUUUCAUUAUGAGAAUUAUCUGGCGACCAUUUAUUUACUAAAGUUCUUCUAAAGGGGAGCUGCUUGUUUAAUUCUAGCCUUCCUUAUGUGCUCAAUAGGGAAAAUAUAAGUAAGAAAUCUUGAGAGAAGCUCUGGAGAACUAAUCUACCCACAUCAUAAAUUUAAACAAAAAAAGCUUGUUCUGUUUCUUAGAGCGGCCCUUCAAGGGAAAAAUCACUUUACAGCAAAUACUGUUUGAUUAUUCAUUCAAAGUAGGAGUGAAAUUCCAGGUAGAGAUUACCCCACACAUAAUGUAUCAGUCAUCAUCAGAACCAGGAGGACACUAUGACAAAGUUGUGUUCUGCAGCUGCAUUUUCAAGAAGACAAAAUAAAUAUCACGAAUUGAUUUACUCUUUAUCAAAAAGUAAUUUGUCAUAGUUGCCUUGUCUACCUUGCCUAUAAUUUUUUUUUUGUAUAUUUGAUUGUUUUGCUGCUGCUGUUCCUAGGAAUUUUUUGUAUCAUUUACAUCAGAAAUAAAAGUAGAUGUCAGGAUGGUAACUGUGCAUGUAUUUAUAUUUGUUACUAUUUAUUAUGAAUAAAUAUUGAAGAAAUAA